ACAUUCUCGGUGAUCCGAUUCACCGAACCCUCGUCAGCCGCUGGCGCAAUCAGUCAUGUUCCGCGUCUCCGACUCAUGAUCUCUAUGCGUGUCCGUUCACUUGCUCCAAACCAAACAGACCAAGAAGAUCAUACUACGAACCAGUCAAACCCAGCGGACCAGUGGGUAGAUGUGGUACGCGAAGCCGAAUGUCGUCUCUCGGAGGAAGAAAACAGUGCCUCGUCCUCAACCACUGACCUGACAUCGGGUACCAGCAAUACCCAUGCAAAACAGACACGUGUUGUUUCUACCGACGGUAUAUUGUCUUUGAGCCUUGAGCAAAAUGUGAUCCAAGAUCUGCUUCGUCUUCCGGAAGAUUUCCAGUUUCCUGCUGUUGUCUCAGCCAAUAUACUGCGUUACGAUCCUCUUGGUUGGCAGGAACAUGGCAUGACGCUGAUCGAGACAGAUACGGACGACUGA
Molecule: messenger RNA, 459 nt
Organism: Echinostoma caproni
Lineage: Eukaryota; Metazoa; Platyhelminthes; Trematoda; Plagiorchiida; Echinostomatidae
Source: the annotation of a GenBank genome assembly